UUGGGCGAAAAACAAAUAAAUUAGUGUUUGUGUGGCGCACCUGGAAUGUGAACGCGUUCCAAACAGUGCAGCGCCAGCAAUCAAACGUAUUCAAUGCUAGAAUAAACCAAUUUCCUGACAAAGACAUCGCCAACAGCAGCAGCAGCAGCAUUUAGCAGCAGCAGCAACAAUUCAUCGACGACGGCGACGAUUGAGUCGCUAGUCGCGACUCGCGAACAGCUUUCUUGCCAAUAAAAAAAGUAACUGACUCAGAAACUUAUCCGGAGGCAAGCAGUUGAGUCACAGACACACACACACACACACACACACAUAUAUAUAUAUAUAUAUAUAUAGAAACGCACAAGAUGAGCUGCAAGGUGCGAUUAAUGGAGGAUGGAUCAUUGGACGAGGAGCCGCUAACACUGAAGGAGAUCGCCUAUCAGAAGGUGUGCAACAGUCUGGACAUAAUCAGUAGCCAUACGGAAAGCGGGCAGCGUACCCUCAACGCUGGCAUUGUGCUAACAAAUGAGAUAUGCGAUGAGUUUCUAGAGAAAUAUCAGCGCUUCCAUCGGCCACUGGACGACAAAGUGAUCAAUCUAUUUAGCGAUACUCGUCGCACAUCCCUGAAGAUUGUGAAUCUGCGCUACAGCACACUGAGCAGCUCCGGUCUGGAGACGCUGAUGCGUCACAAACUGUUUGCCCUGUCCAUGUGGUAUUGUGACAAGAUAACGGUGCAAUCACAUCACCUGCUGGCCCACUAUGGCGACAGUUUACGCUCGUUGGAGCUAGGCAUCAGUUCGCAUCUGCUGCAGAAUGCCGAGCCAAACGAGAAGGAACCGGUGGACUUUCAACUGACCUGCCCACAUCUGCGCCGUCUGGUGCUGAAUGGCGUUGUGAUGCAUCAUCGAUUGCAGUUCGCACACUUGCAGGAUCUGAGCCAUUUGGAUCUGACGUCGUGCGUGCUGGCCAACUUUAGUCUGGAGGCGCUUGGCAUGCUGCCCAACCUGCAUACGCUCAUCCUGUUCAAUGUGUGGCCCAUCGCGAAUCAGUUGCAUGCGAUCUGCUGUUUGCGACGCCUCGGCACCCUCGACAUUUCAAUAUCCAGUUUGGGUAAUGGCCAUGGCACCUACGAUCUGCCCGAUCAGACGCUCGAGAUGCUCAUGGACAAUCUGCGACAAUUGACGCAUUUGGAUAUCUCGGGCACAAAUUUGGCGGGCAACGGUGUCGCCACCAAGGAGUCAACGAAUGCCAAUACCAAGACAGAGCAGCACUUCGGCCCCACCGAUAUACCGGGGCUGGCGUCGCGCACCCAGCGACCGCUGCAGUUCCUCGGCCUUUAUCACACGGCGCACUGGGCGUGUAAACGGCAUGAUAUACCCGCUCUCGAAGUGGCCGGCGAUGCCAAUGAGCAGCAAAUACUCACUGCGGCGCGCUACUACCACGACAGGCCCGUUCUACUGACAAGGGUACUCAACGAUUUGUAUCAUCUAUUUCGGUUUGAGAACUGCAAAGAUAUCCACACAGCGCUGGAUGUGGUGCUCUGCGCCAUGGAUAGGCAUCUGAAGUUCAAGCACAUGCAAAUAUCGGGCAGCGCUACACUGUUCUACAUAGUGAAGGGUCGUGAUCGUUCCAAAUUUGGCACACUGCUGCGUAAUCACAUCAUUCGAACGCUGCUCAAUGGCAUGGAGAUGCAUCUGACGGAUGACACAAUGCUGCGCAAUGGCUAUUUGACGCUGACACAAUUCCAGAUGCCAGCCGAUGUGCUGUUCGAGUACGAGCGCCUCAUUAAGAUACUGCUGCAUGGUGUGUCCAAGACGGAGCAGGAGGGAUUCGUGCAACGUAUCGCCAUCUAUCUGCUCAACACACUGGCCUGCCAGGUGGACGGCCGCCAGAAGCUCUUUCUCGGCGAGUUGGGCGUGGUCAGCACAAUGCUGACUCUGAUAAAGGAUCGACUGACGCGCUCAGUGUUUGACGAUGUCAUGGAGGUUGCGUGGUCGACCAUGUGGAAUGUAACCGAUGAGACUGCUAUUAAUUGUAAGAGAUUUCUGGAUGGACGCGGCAUGGAGUAUUUCCUUAAGUGUUUAAAUACAUUUCCCGAUCGUGACGAGCUGCUGAGGAACAUGAUGGGGCUGCUGGGCAAUGUGGCUGAGGUGAAAUGGCUGCGGCCCAAGCUGAUGACGCAGGAGUUUAUAGAGGUGUUUGCGCGUCUGCUUGAUUCAUUGAGCGAUGGCAUCGAGGUGGGUCAGCAAGGUGGAAGACUAGCCAAUGACAAUGCUAACCAACUGCGCUUCCAGGUCAGCUACAAUGCGGCUGGAGUGCUGGCGCACAUUGCGUCCGAUGGCGCCGAUGCGUGGACGAUUAAGACACCAACCAGACAACACGUCCUCGAACGCAUGGUGGCCGCCAUACAGCGUUGGAACAUCAAGAGUGAGCGCAACAUCAACUAUCGCAGCUUUGAGCCCAUUCUCAGCUUGGUGCGCUGCUAUGAGACGCCACAGUGUCAGCAUUGGGCCGUUUGGGCGCUGGCCAAUCUCACUCAGGUAUAUCCGGACAAAUAUUGCCAGCUGGUGGAACAGGAGAAUGGCAUACAAAUACUGACCGAGCUGAUUGCGCACGAGAGUCCUUAUUGUGAGAUUAAGCGGAUUGCUCGCCUGGUCAUCGAACAGUGCGAUUUGGGUGUGGAGCGCAUGGAGGAGAACUAGGCCACUAGGAUUACUAUUCGAGUUUGUUGUAAUAUGUUUGUGUUUAAGACAGCAGCAAGUGUUAUCGUUCAGAUUCUUCCUCGAUUUUCCUUAAUGUUUACUUGAAAGAGAAACAAUAACAAAACAAAAUCAAAUUUUAAAUGCGACAAAAACAAAAACAAAAAAAUAAGACAUGAGAGAAUUAUGGCAGAUAAUUAGGUAAAAAGAACGCUAAAUCUAUAUAAAUAUAUAUAUAUAUAUAAUAUUGAUUGCUAGAUUAUAUAUACAGUAUAUAUUAUUUAUAUAUAUAUAUCAUGUUGUAAGCAAGCGAGCGAUUUUUUUUAAGACGAGAUUAAGGCCCUGUCGGAAAUAUUGUAAAUAUUGUUAACGAAAGCAAAAAUUAAGAAAGUAAUUAAAAAAGGCAAACGAAGUAGCUGCAUAUUAAAUAGAUCCUUAAUUAAAUAACCCUAUGCAAUUUA
Messenger RNA from Drosophila grimshawi, 3139 nucleotides. Its product is annotated as protein zer-1 homolog. The record is from RefSeq and is a predicted model, not a curated record. The transcript has 9 exons. Gene Ontology annotation, molecular function: protein binding. The coding region runs from base 345 to 2681 and encodes 778 amino acids. NCBI's taxonomy places the organism in Eukaryota, Metazoa, Arthropoda, Insecta, Diptera, Drosophilidae. Gene Ontology annotation, cellular component: Cul2-RING ubiquitin ligase complex.